CACACUAGCGCCACGCCAAGUGCACUAACAACACAAACCGCAACCAACUUCAACAAUUGCAAUAAUUUGAGAGAAGUGUAAAAGGACGCAGCUCAACUUUCAACUUUGCCUAGAAAUAUAAUAAAUAAAAUAGUUAAUUCGUACAAGCAAUAUAUUUACAAAAUCAAAACCUCACCUACUGGAAAAGUAAAAUUCUUCCAGUAAAAUUUAUAACUCCAUCCGAAGUCUCAAUUAGAAUUAUUUACGCUUGCAAAUUAAUUUGCAAGUAGCCCCAAAACUAUACACAAAAUUGCAAAAAUUCAGACACAAACAGAAAUCAUGGGCGGCGAUCAACCGGUCGAAGCUGAGCCCGUCGAGUUCUCUGUGGAGCGCAUAGAAGACAAACGUAUUAACAAGGGCAAGGUUGAAUAUUAUCUUAAAUGGAAGGGAUACCCUCGCAGUGAAAACACCUGGGAACCGGUUGAGAAUCUCGACUGCCCUGAUCUGAUCCAGGCCUUUGAGGACUCCUUGAAAAAGGGUGGCGCCGCCAAAAAGCGCCAAUCUACCACACCAGUCACUGAAAUGAAGGCCAAACGAAAAAACACUAAUGACUCAGACAAAGAGGCACGAAAAUCGCUGGGCUUCGAUCGGGGUCUCGAACCUGCUAGAAUUCUAGGCGCCACAGACUCUUCCGGUGAGCUGAUGUUCCUCAUGAAGUGGCUCGAUAGUGACGAGGCGGAUCUUGUGCCUGCCAAACAAGCGAACGUGCGAUGUCCGCAGAUCGUUAUUCAGUUCUACGAGGAACGACUUACCUGGCAUACAGCUUCCAACACGGAGGAGGAAAAUAAACCCGAUAACAACAAGGAAAAAGCGCAAUAGAUUUUAUUCUACUCAGUUGUUUUUUCUUUCUAUUAUUUUUUUUUGUAUUUAGUAUAUUUUUUCUCUUGGAAAACAGACCGAAUUCUUCAAUAUCAAACAUUGAGUUUUAUAACAAACAUAAAAACAUAAACGAAAAUUUACAUCUUCAAGUAAAUGCAAUGCUGUUGCUGGGGGAAACAAACAAACAAACGACACGAAGAUAAUAUUCUCUAUGUAGACGCGCAACAUAUUAAAUAAUACAUAUUAAUCUUUAUUUUUAAGAAAAAGACUAGGUCCGAUAUUUUAAUAAUGAAUUCUCCUUGCAAUAGUGUGUCGAUAAAAUAAAACAACAAGUGUAAGAUCUGA
Molecule: messenger RNA, 1203 nt
Organism: Eupeodes corollae
Lineage: Eukaryota; Metazoa; Arthropoda; Insecta; Diptera; Syrphidae
Product: chromobox protein homolog 1-like
Exons: 4
Coding region: 319-858 (179 amino acids)
Biological process (GO): negative regulation of transcription by RNA polymerase II; chromatin organization
Cellular component (GO): nucleus; pericentric heterochromatin
Molecular function (GO): chromatin binding
Source: RefSeq, a predicted model, not a curated record